Molecule: messenger RNA, 1737 nt
Organism: Pleurotus ostreatus (oyster mushroom)
Lineage: Eukaryota; Fungi; Basidiomycota; Agaricomycetes; Agaricales; Pleurotaceae
Exons: 6
Coding region: 1-1737 (578 amino acids)
Biological process (GO): protein polyubiquitination
Molecular function (GO): ubiquitin protein ligase activity; metal ion binding
Source: RefSeq, a predicted model, not a curated record
AUGGAACGUCCACGAACCUCGAAGCCUCGCGGCGUCUGUAAAUACUACUCCCAACCCCGUGGUUGUUUUGCUGGAAAGAGUUGCAAGUUCCUCCAUGGCGAUCCAGGGACAGAGCAGUUAACGCCAUAUGACAAGGCAAAGGUCUGCAAAUUCUACCAACAAGGUUACUGUAAGAGGGGGGACGAAUGCUGGUUUCGCCACGUAAAGGCCGGUCGCAGUGUUGGCGAGAGCUUCUCCAUUGCUGGACCGAGCUCGCUGGAAUCCGACGAUGGCUUUGAGGACCUCUGUAGCAUCUGUUUUGACAAACCCACAACGUACGGCUUACUUGGCGGGUGUAGUCACAUCUUCUGCAUCAAAUGUAUCCGCCAGUGGCGCGACACCUCUGACAACGCCCCUGACAAUAUUGGUUCCGACGUUAGAAAGAAAUGUCCCAUGUGCCGAGCACCUUCUCAAUUCAUCACACCAACAUCCGAAUUUGUUCUACAUGGUACACCGGAGAAAGACCGCGUGAUCGCAGCCUACAAGGAUAGCAUGAAGAAGGUCAAAUGUCGGUACUUUGAAGCAAGUAUUGGCAACUCUCGCGGACGACCGGGUUGUCCUUUCGGGAAAGAUUGCUUCUACCUCCACCAGAACGCUGAUGGGACCCCCUACGUCUUCACAGAAGGAAUACCAACGUCGUUCAGAAGGUUUCAUUCUCAGAGAUCAACGCCUCUCGCAUCGCAGGUGGACUAUAUUGCCCAAUCUUUGGGCCUAAUUCAGCACAUCUUUGAUCACCCAAUGGGAAACCUCGGUCUCAGCCUCGAAGUAAUUCGUACAGGUCUCGGACAAGUGGGCGCAGCUCUGGAUAGAAUGGCUCCCACACCUGGGGCAGCUCCACUUGAACUCAGUCACCGGAGUCGAGGGGGCACAACGGACGAUGGUAAUGAUCGUAGAGAAGGCGCAGCCGAAAUGGGCAGAGAUGACUUGGAGAGAAUGACUGGCCGACUACUUGACACGAUCAAUUCUAUUAGAAUGCGUGCCGGCCGGGAGGUUCAUCCUGAGUCCGAUGAUGACAGUGAUGAUCGUGACGACCCAAUAUCUCUGUGGCCCACCGACAUGCCGGCGCUUGUCCCUUACGAACAGACUGAACAGGCGGAAGAAGAUGCUGAAGCCACUCGGGCUAUUUUUGCGGAGUGGCAUCAGCCUCAUGUAGGAUCAACGCCAUUUCGCGCGCCGGAUGUCGCUUCAAUUCCCGUUGCAGGGGAUGUAAAUGUUCGUGAGCGCAUCGACGUUACGGGUAGCGGCGUUUCCACAUCACCUCCCAUUGAUACGAAUGGUUCGGCUUGGAGUCGACUAGUGUUUGAUCAUCACGAAGGCUCCAGGCCUAGAUGGCUUCCAGGUCCUACCUUCCGGGCAGGAAGAGAGCGGGCUGGUGGAAACGAUAAUAUGAGCGAUGACUCCAUGCCCGAUUUACUUGAGCUAUCAGACAGUGAGGAUGGCACGGAGUCGAGCGACGACGAAACCCAAGCACCCUGCCAUCCACCCCUUCCAUCCUCAGAACUUGAGAAUCACCCACUCGAGCCCGCUGCAGACUCUCCUUCGUCCUCAUCGACCACCCCUGAACCUACCUCUGACGACAAAUCGAUGACAUCGCCAGAGUUCACUACGGACGGACGAGGGCGAGUAAUUGCUGCUAGCUCGCCCUCAGCAGAAAGCACAUCUUCAAUCAUACCCUCCGAUCAAAUCAAGCCAAGCUAG